AUGAACUGUUUCAGAGAGAAGCCUUAUUCCUGCACUGACUGUGGGACACGCUUCACAACAUCAAGGGCUCUGACAGUUCAUCAGAGAGUGCACACUGGAGAGAAGCCUUACUCCUGCUUUGACUGUGGGAAGAGUUUCUCAGGAUUGGGUCACUUAAAAAGACACCAACGUAUACACACAGGAGAGAAGCCUUACUCCUGCUCUGACUGUGGGAAGAGUUUCUCUCAACAGAGCAGCUUAAACUCGCACAAGCAUAUACACACAGGACAGAAGCCUUACUACUGCUCUGACUGUGGAAAAUGCUUCACAGCAUCAUUUGAGUUAAAAGUUCAUCAGAGAACACACACAGGAGAGAAGCCUUACUACUGCUCUGACUGUGGGAUGAGUUUCUCUCAUCAAAGCAGCUUAAAAUCACACCAACAUAUACAUAAAGCAGAGAAGCCUUACUCCUGCUCUGACUGUGGGAAGUACUUCACAACAUCAGCUGAGCUAAAAGUUCACCAGAGAACACACACAGGAGAGAAGCCUUACUGCUGCUCUGACUGUGGGAAGAGUUUCUCUCAACAGAGCAACUUAAAAACACACCAACUUAUACAUACAGGAGAGAAGCCUUACUCCUGCUCUGACUGUGGAAAGAGUUUCUCUCUACUGAGCAACUUAAAACGACAUGAACGCAUACAUACAGGAGAGAAGCCUUACAUAUGCUCUGACUGUGUAAAAUGCUUUACAACAUCAACUGAGCUAAAACGUCAUCAGAGAACACACACGGGAGAGAAGCCUUACUCCUGCUCUGACUGUGGAAAGAGUUUCUCUCAACUGAGCAACUUAAAAGCACAUGUACGUAUACAUACAGGAGAGAAUCCUUACUCCUGUUCUGACUGUGGGAAGAGUUUCUCUCUACUGAGCAACUUAAAAUCACAUGAACGUAUGCAUAAAGGAGAGAAGCCUUACUUAUGCUCUGACUGUGUAAAAUGCUUCACAACAUCAACUGAGCUAAAUCGUCAUCAGAGAACACACACAGGAGAGAAGCCUUACUCCUGCUCUGACUGUGGAAAGAGUUUUUCUCGACAAAGCACCUUAAAAAAACACCAAGGUAAACAUAAAGGACCACUGAUCUGACUGUGAAAAAUGUUUUAAAACAACAGCUGAGCUAAAAGGUCAUCAGAGAACACACAUAGGAGAGAAGCCUUACAUCUGCUCUGACUGUGCGGCGAGUUUCUCUCUUCUGUGCCACUUAAAAUGACUUGAACAUGUACACACACGGGAGAAGACAUCACUGCACUGACUGUGGGAAGAGAUUCUACAGAAUGAGCCAUUUAAAAAGACACCAAUGUAUACAUAAAGGAGUUCUCUCAGACCAGCUAAGAUUAGUCACUCCACUUCAUUCUCAUGUCAUUAAAUAAUUGGCAACGUUGAAUUGGAUCAAAUGAAGAAAGCAUAGAACACUAUUGUAAUCCUAUAGUUUCUCACUGUGAGAGAACUGUGCAGAGGAAAGGGAGCGUUAUAGAAUGUUAGCCUCUCUUUACUGAUCAGUGUGCACCUUGUCAGUUUUGGUGUGUUUUGUUAGCUUCUACUGUAAAGAUAUUGAGUUGACCUUGGAUUUGCCCUUAGGGUUGAAUAUCCUCUGUGAGGUGUCUCACAAUGGAGUCUGAUGGUUGACUGGGUGGUACUGCUUCUCUCUGCAGUUUUCUGUGGGAAAGAGCUGGUAGACACAACAUGUACAGAGUGUACAAAACAUGAAGGGACACCUGCUCUUUCCAUGACAUAGACUGACCAGGUGAACCCAGAUGAAAACUAUAAUCCUUAUUGAUGUAGUUUUUAUUAUGAAUUUAUUAUGGAUUCAUUAUGGAUCCCCAUUAGCUUUCAGCAGAAAACAAGAGACUGCAGUUGCAGUGGGCUAAGAAAUGGAAAGACUGGACGCUGGAGAAUGAAUUUGAAAAACAUUUCCUGGUCUGAUGAAUCCCUGUUCCUGCUGUUUCAUGCUGAUGGGAGGACUAGGGUAUGGAGGAAACCAUGAGUACAUCCAUCAUGCCUCGUGUCAACAUUGCAGGCUGGUGGUGAUGAUGGGGUGUGUUUUCAUGGCACAUAUUGGGCCCCUUGAUAAAAGUGGAGCAAUGUUUGAAUACCACAGGAUAUCUAAACAUCAUUGCCAAUCAGGUGCAUCCCUUCAUGGCAGCAGUGUAUCCAUCUGCAAAUAGAUUUUUUAUGCAACAAGGCUUGUCCAGGAGUGAUUCCAAGAACAUGACAGUGAAUUCAGCUUACUGCAGUGGCCUGCCGAGUCACCAGAUCUCAAUCCAAUUGUUCAUCUGUGGGAAGAGAUGGAAGGAGCUAUUCGGAGUAGAGAUCCACUCCCAGCCAACUUGACACAAUUUUAGGAAGAAUUGGGCCAGAAUCCCUGUGGAAUGCUCUCAACACCGUGGACAGUCUAUGCACUGAAGAAUUAAGGCUAAUUCUGAGGACAAAGGAGGGGUGCAACUCAAUAGGAUGGUGUUCCUAAUGUUUGUGCACUCAGUGUAUAUCAGAUAAAGGUGGUGUGAUGACCAGUUUUUAGCAUUGGUUUGGGUGGAUUAUUUUAUAUUACUAAACUUUUGUUUAAUGAUAAACAGUCUAUGAAUCUACUUGUGUUUAUUAUAAUUGUCUUUUAAUACUAGAUUUAUUAUUUUAGUCAUUGAUGAUGAAUGUAUUUGAAUAACUGUGUUGAAGUUAAUUGAUCUGGUAGCAGGUAGCCUAGCGGUUAAGAGUAUUGGGCCAGUAACUGAAAGGUUGAUGGUUUGAAUCCCGAGCCGACUAGGUGAAAAGUCUGACAUUGUGCCCUUGAGCAAGGCAAUUAACCCUUAUUUGUCCUGUAAGUUGCUCUGGAUAAGAGCAUCUGCUAAGUGACAAGAUUGUAAUGAAAAAUGUUUGUACAUUAAUUUAUGCUGGGCAACCACCUUUUUUCUCUUAAAUGAAAUAAACUGUUUGAAGUGAAAUACUGUAUAUACAAUACACAACAUUACCACUUUGUUGACCCUGGCCAGAGGUACAGGACCAUAGUAAACUAGACUAUGUAGCUGUUGUUAGUAGCCUACAGUUUCCAUGUAAUACAGCAUGUCAGAUCACUAAUGAUUAGGUGUAUAGGCUGCUACAUUUAUGCUUGUGUCUGUCGGGAGUGAUGUGUUAUCAGGCUACCAGAGGGAAGUGGAGAGCGCGCCUUGAGCUUUGUGGGUUGUGCCCGGGCCGCCCGACAUGGUCAAGAGAGGCAAAGGGCCUGCAGCAGCACUCUGAUGUGAAGAACAGCCCAUACAAAAAUGUAGGAUUGUAGUACAAUGAAGAAGAAAAAAGUAGCAUGGUAUUUUCUUGGGAUGGUAGUGACCAAAAACAAUAUUUUUCCAUUGUACUAGAGGCCUAGGAACAUAGAAGAAACUGACAGAUGUGUCAUAAUAGCCUGGAAGUAAAGCUGCACUGGGAGACACAUUUGAAAUGGAAUACAUUGAAUACAUUCAGCAGGGUGGAAAUAAUCACAGUAAAACACAAUUUAAAUGUAUUUUUGGAAGGGGUGUGGUCACCAUUCAUGUAAUACAUUAAAUAUAUACAUCAGAUGGUAUUGGGGAGCUAUUUCAUAGGGUUUUCACAGGUACAUUAUUUACCCAUUUCAAUCUUAUACCAACCAACCCUAUGCUUGGUGUGACUGUUAUGGACAGAGCAGACCAUCUGAUAUGCCCUUAAAUAUUGUAAUAUGCAACCUGGAAUUAAAAUGUAAGAGGACCAGUGCUUCUACAGUGAAACACAUCUCACAACUGUGCUGUUUGAGAGAGAUGUUGUUAGACUACAUUGUAUCAUUGUUUCCUCUUCUGACUACCUCAUGAAACUGGUUGAGAGAAUGUCAAGAGUGUGUCAUCAAGGCAAAGG
This is a messenger RNA of Salvelinus namaycush (lake trout), 3888 nucleotides long. Its product is annotated as zinc finger protein 135-like. Gene Ontology annotation, molecular function: DNA-binding transcription factor activity, RNA polymerase II-specific; RNA polymerase II cis-regulatory region sequence-specific DNA binding. NCBI's taxonomy places the organism in Eukaryota, Metazoa, Chordata, Actinopteri, Salmoniformes, Salmonidae. Gene Ontology annotation, biological process: regulation of transcription by RNA polymerase II. The transcript is spliced from 3 exons. The coding region runs from base 1 to 1119 and encodes 372 amino acids. The record is from RefSeq and is a predicted model, not a curated record.